AUGAUUGCGCCUCCAUUUGCCGUGUGGUGGGAAUCGACCGACCUAUCGAGCUUCCCUAGCUUGUAUGCGUCGGGCCUCGCAUCGUUACUCAAAAUCUCCUUUGGAACCACAGCUAGUAUUUCGUCGAACGAUACUCCUCCAAUAUCCCCACAUUCGAACACGAAUUCAGAUAAAGAAAAAUCCGCCUUGAGUCCUGGCGCGAUAGCUGGUAUAGCCGUAGGUGUAGGCGCAUUCGUCAUAAUCGGUAUCGUCUUCCUCCUGUACAUUUGGAGGAGACGCAAGCAGCAAAGACAACGCCUCGAGCAUCGGAACGAACCGGAGAUGGAAGGUAGUCCAGGAGCAUUCAAGAGCUUUAUGGGUGAAGAUUGGAGAGCUGAGGCGGACGGGACUACGGGGCGCGUUGAGACGGAUGGGACUACAGGGCCGGUGGAGGUGGAUGAGGAAUCGAGAGCUGUAAGAGCGUUUCCUGGGCCGCCGGUGGAGAUGGAUGGUACACAGACGGCGAGAGGCUGA
Molecule: messenger RNA, 513 nt
Organism: Alternaria arborescens
Lineage: Eukaryota; Fungi; Ascomycota; Dothideomycetes; Pleosporales; Pleosporaceae
Exons: 1
Coding region: 1-513 (170 amino acids)
Source: RefSeq, a predicted model, not a curated record